Messenger RNA from Exophiala bonariae, 1242 nucleotides. RefSeq lists its product as uncharacterized. Bases 1 to 1242 code for a protein of 413 amino acids. The transcript has a single exon. The record is from RefSeq and is a predicted model, not a curated record. NCBI's taxonomy places the organism in Eukaryota, Fungi, Ascomycota, Eurotiomycetes, Chaetothyriales, Herpotrichiellaceae.
AUGCUUGCCACUACUCCUCGGGUGGCACUCCGCUCAACUCGAGCUUUGAGAGCUCGACCAGCCCCAAUUCGAGUCCGUCAAGUCCGCCAACCAAGAAACUUCCGCUACCAAUCCACAACCUCAAAUCCAUCGCAAGCCAGUGGCGGAGCUUCUGGUGGCUCAAGUCAUGCUCUGCUGGGCGGCGCUGCUGGUGGUCUUGUCGCCUUUCUAGGUGGCUACUUAUGGUACUCUUUCUCGGGUGCUAAGUCCGUGGUAAACAGUGUCUCCUCGGCCAAAUCCUACGUCGACACAGCUUUCAAGAAGACAACAGCCGCUGCUCCAGAACCAAACCAGGCAGUGCAAUGGUUGAGGGAAACGGUCACCAGCUAUACUAGAAUGAUCCCUGGCGCAUCAAUCUACGUCGACAAGGCAUUUGACGACUUGGACAAGAUCCGAGAAAAGCACGGAGAUGAAGUAGACAAGAUCAUCACCAAGACAUACAAUGACCUCAAAAAGACCACCCAGAAAGGUUUCAGCAUGGAAGCUGCCACUGAUGCAUGGGAUAUUCUACAAAAUUGCCUCAAGGACAUUGGCUCACUUGCGGGUGAUGCUGCACAGGACAUCCUUGAGAAUCAUCCUCAACUGAAAGAAAAGGUUGGAGGUCGAUUUGACCAGCUCAAGCAGAUGGGUGACCAGUAUGGACCAGAAGCCAAGAAGCAGGUUGAAGACACAUGGAAACAAGCUCAGGACAUUCUCAAGGGAGGUUUCAGCGCCGAGACCUUGAAGAAGAUUCAAGACUUGAUCCAAGAAAAGACCCAAGAGAUCCAGAAGUACGGCGACCAGGCAUGGCAGAAGGGAAUUGAACAAGCCAAACCCAUCUUGGACAAGCAGCCUCAGCUGAAGAAGCUCGUCGAGGAGAACAAAGACAAGCUGUUGAAGGGUGACCUGGGUCAACUAUGGCAGAAGCUUCAGGAAGCAGCCAAAUCAGGAAACACAGACGACAUCCAGAAAUUCAUCAAGGAACAAACCAACAAGGCCUCGAGUUCAGCAGGAGGCGGUAUCGAGCAGCUUCUCAAGAUGAUCCCCGGUGGCUCAGAGCUUGCACCCAAACUACAACAACUACAAGAGCUCAGCCAGAAGCACGGACAGGAAGCCGAGAAUCUGUUAAAGGGCGCAAUUGAAGAUAUCAAGAAGGUGUUGGAGAAGAAGGUCGACGAGGGCCAGCAGCUCAAGAAUAAGGUCGAGAAGGAUGCGAAGAAGUAA